Messenger RNA from Helianthus annuus (common sunflower), 1761 nucleotides. Its product is annotated as (E)-beta-ocimene synthase, chloroplastic-like. The transcript has 7 exons. Bases 1 to 1626 code for a protein of 541 amino acids. The record is from RefSeq and is a predicted model, not a curated record. Gene Ontology annotation, biological process: diterpenoid biosynthetic process. Gene Ontology annotation, molecular function: terpene synthase activity; magnesium ion binding. Lineage: Eukaryota; Viridiplantae; Streptophyta; Magnoliopsida; Asterales; Asteraceae.
AUGGACACACCGUUAUGGCACCGACAAAACCAUUCAAAAACCGUCAUCCAACAAAAUCAUUUAACAACUGCCGUUGAUAAUCAAACCGACGCGUCUUCACUCCAACCACCGUCUCGCCCGUCCGCUACCAACGACAACAGAGAGGCGGUGAUCACUAAUCACAGAGGAAGUUUGAUGACGGUAGCGGUUGUUCUCCGGCGACGCGCACGUUCUUUGCCUCAAAGACCAACUUUUCCAGUGCCGGUUUCGGCAACGAUCUUCAAAUGCUUCACCAUCACGGUUCAAACAGAUGAGAAGGAUGCUGAUGGGCGUGGUGCUGGGGUUUGGGAUGGGUUAUGGGCGACCCAUUUUCUUUGGAGGUUCAAGGACAGUCAGGGUGGCUUUAUGGAAUGUCUACAGACAGAUGUCAAGGGCUUGCUAAGUCUUUACGAAGCUUCACAUCUUGCGUUUAUGGAAGAAAGUGAUUUGCAAGAUGCGGAGUUAUUUGCGGCCAAACAUUUGCUAAAACUUAAGGGUCAAGAAAAUGAAGCACUUGAACAUAUAAACCACACAUUAGAAUUCCCCUUGUAUCAUAGAAUGCUUCGAUUGCAAGCAAGGUGUUACAUUGAUGCAUGCAAUAAACGACAAGAUGCAAAUCUUCUUCUACUAGAGCUUGCAACAUUAGAUUUCAACAGUAUUCAAGCGGCAAACAAAACAGAACUUAAAGAAGUGUCAAAUUGGUGGAAUGAUAUAGGCCUGGCACACAAGUUAGGCUUCGUUAGGGAUCGACUUGUGGAAUGCUUCUUUUGGACAGUGGGGAUGGUUUUCGAACCCCAAUAUCAUUCUUGCCGUGUAGGGCUGACUAAAGUCGGCACCUUAAUUACUGUCAUUGAUGAUAUCUAUGAUGUUUAUGGUUCUAUAGAUGAAUUGGAGAUCUUCACUGAUGCUGUAAAGAGGUGGGAUAUUAAUGCAAUGGAACAUAUGCCCAAGUAUUUACAACUAGGCUUCAGAGCUCUUUUCGAUACUAUUAGUGAAAUGGGUUGUAUUACUUCAAAUGCACCAGAAGAAGACAUCACACCGAUCCUAGUAAAAGUGGUUAAAUUACUGGAAACAUUCCUUGUGGAAGCAAAGUGGACUCAUGACAAAUACAUUCCAACACUUGAAGACUAUCUUGAUAACGCAUGGCGGUCGGUUUCAGGAGUGGUUAUACUUACACAUGGAUACUUUUUAAUUAAUGAAGAAAUCAACAAAGAUGUUGUUGACACCUUGGAGAAGUAUCAUGAUCUUAUGAAAUGGUCAUCAAUGGUUUUUCGACUUUACAACGAUUUGGCUACUUACUCGAAUGAGAUACAAAGAGGUAAGAAUGUAAAUGUGAUAUCAUGUUACAUGCACGAGAGUGGUGUUUGCGAGGAAGUUGCCCGUGUAUAUCUAAAGACUUUAAUUGAUCAAGCAUGGCGGAAACUGAUCAAAGUGCACUUGGCUUGUUCUCGAGAGUUGGCGAACCCAUUUAUUGAUAUGGCAAUUAAUCUAGCUCGAAUUUCUUGUUGUACAUACCAAUAUGGUGAUGGACAUGGAGCUCCUGAUGCUCGAGCCAAAGAUCAAGUUUUGUCCGUGAUUAUUGAGCCCAUCACAAUCAGAGAAUAUUAAAGACAUAAACUCAUUUGAAUACCAUAAUAUUUUUAGGAAGGACUGUAACAUCCGUGAAAAAACAGAUCGUAGAAAAACCCAACUCAUUGGUAGUUCGGAUUUUUCACGUAAUGAAUAAGAUGGAAUUUUUAUCUA